Messenger RNA from Prosopis cineraria, 2166 nucleotides. RefSeq names its product glucose-1-phosphate adenylyltransferase large subunit 1-like. Gene Ontology annotation, molecular function: glucose-1-phosphate adenylyltransferase activity. Gene Ontology annotation, biological process: glycogen biosynthetic process. The record is from RefSeq and is a predicted model, not a curated record. The transcript has 15 exons. The coding region runs from base 170 to 1756 and encodes 528 amino acids. NCBI's taxonomy places the organism in Eukaryota, Viridiplantae, Streptophyta, Magnoliopsida, Fabales, Fabaceae.
GUUCCUUACAUGCACUUGCCCGAUACUUCACACCUCGUCUGUUCCACUCACCCCUGACCCUUUGGUUUAUUUAUUUAUUUGUGUGCCUGCUUUAAUUAAUGCAGUUUUCUUGGUGAAGACUUCAGAUUAUCUUUAGCUUCUUGGUGUUGCUUAGACAUUGGCCAGCGCAAUGGCUUCUUCUGCCUGUGUGAGCUUGAAAGCUAAUCCUCAUUUUGCGAAAACAAGAACAGACCUUCUUCUUCGUCAAGAUAAUGGGUUUUGGGGAGAAAGAAUCAAGGGAAGCCUGAACGAUAAUAUGUGCGUGAAUCAGUUGGUAACGAGUUUGAAAACAGGGGAGAAAAUGAAGAAGGCGAAACCAAGUGCUGUCUCAGCCGUUCUAACUUCAAAUAAUGCCCACGAAUCCGUGAGCUGGGAAAUGCCAUCGGUUCUUACUCGAAGGGCUGACCCUAAAAAUGUAGCUUCCAUUAUAUUGGGAGGAGGUCCUGGGACUCAUCUCUUUCCUCUCACCAAACGAUCUGCAACACCAGCAGUCCCUCUUGGAGGAUGUUACAGACUGAUAGAUAUCCCGAUGAGCAAUUGCAUCAACAGUGGCAUCAACAAGAUAUUUGUUCUGACCCAGUUCAAUUCUGCAUCUCUGAACCGUCACAUCGCCCGCACUUAUUUGGGGAAUGGCAUCAACUUUGGGGAUGGAUUUGUGGAGGUUCUAGCAGCCACUCAAACUCCAGGAGAAACAGGAAAGAAGUGGUUCCAAGGAACUGCAGAUGCUGUGAGACAAUUUACAUGGGUUCUUGAGGAUGCCAAGAACACAAAUAUUGAGAAUGUAUUGAUCUUGGCAGGGGAUCAUCUCUACCGAAUGGAUUACAAGGACCUUGUGCAGAGUCAUGUUGACACAAAGGCUGAUAUUACAAUUUCUUGCGCUGCAGCAGGUGAUAGCCGUGCAUCAGAUUAUGGAUUGGUAAAAGUUGAUGGAAGAGGCCGCAUCAUUCAAUUUUCAGAGAAACCAAAGGGUGUUGAUUUGAAAGAAAUGCAAGUAAAUACCCCUCUCAUUGGGUUGUUACCCCAAGAUGCGUCGAAGUCACCAUAUAUUGCAUCCAUGGGGGUUUAUGUAUUCAAGACAGAUGUUUUACUUGACCUCCUGAAAUUUAGAUGUCCGUCAUCCAAUGAUUUCGGAUCUGAAAUUAUUCCUGCUGCUGUGAAGGAACAUAAUGUCCAAGCAUUUUUCUUCAGAGACUACUGGGAAGACAUUGGAACGAUAAAGUCAUUUUAUGAUGCUAAUCUAGCUCUUACUGAAGAGAAUCCAAAGUUCAAAUUUUAUGAUCCGAAGACGCCCAUUUUCACAUCCCCUCGAUUCCUGCCACCAACAAAGAUUGAUAAUUGCCAGAUAUUGGAUGCAAUUAUCUCCCAUGGAUGUUUCCUGAGAGAAUGUACAGUUCAACAUUCCAUUGUUGGUGAACGUUCGCGCCUGGAUUAUGGUGUUGAGCUUCUGGACACUGUAAUGAUGGGAGCUGAUUAUUACCAGACGGAAUCUGAAAUUGCAUCUCUGCUAGCAGAGGGAGAAGUCCCAAUUGGGAUAGGAAGGAAUACCAAAAUUAGGAACUGUAUAAUUGACAAGAAUGCAAAGAUCGGGAAACAUGUUGUUAUCAUGAACACAGAUGGAGUUCAAGAAGCAGAUAGACCAGAAGAUGGAUUUUAUAUUCGCUCAGGAAUCACAAUCAUAGUCGAGAAAGCAAGAAUAGAAGAUGGCAAGGUCAUAUAAGUAGUCUCUCACUAUCGAGCACGAGUCUCUGAGGCAGGUUGCAAGAGUUGCUGGAAAAAACACGUUCUCAUAUGAGAAACACUCUAGUCUGUGGAGUAGGAAGGAUCCGAUGUGCUGAGUGCUACCUUCUACAUUGAAGCCAGCAGAACCCUUUUCGCUAUAUGUAAAAUAGAAGCUUCCGCAGCGCAAGUAGAUAUAGAAUCAAUGAGCCAUGGAGAUUCUAGUUCAUGGCAACAGUAUUUGUUUUUAGAUAAGCUCUUGGAAGUCAUGGGUGGUUCAAUCUCCGUCUCUCAGCCUUUCCCUAAACCCCUUAUUGCUCAAGUCAUAGAUAUGGUGUGAAAUAAAAGGAAAAUGAGACAUGAUAUCAGGGAAUACUAUAGAUGAUAAAUGGAUGUGCUAUUUUUUGUCAA